Molecule: messenger RNA, 654 nt
Organism: Exophiala bonariae
Lineage: Eukaryota; Fungi; Ascomycota; Eurotiomycetes; Chaetothyriales; Herpotrichiellaceae
Exons: 1
Coding region: 1-654 (217 amino acids)
Cellular component (GO): mitochondrion
Molecular function (GO): flavin-dependent sulfhydryl oxidase activity; flavin adenine dinucleotide binding
Source: RefSeq, a predicted model, not a curated record
AUGCCUCGAGCACCUCCUCCCGUCAUGGUCGUGCUAUCCGCCAUUGCACUUUUCGUCUGGUAUGUUGUGUACACGAGUGACCACAACCGUGAUGUUUCCGCUCUGUCCCACGCGAACAGAUUCAGAUUCGGCCAAGGUCACACCGAGGAACCAAUCUCGCCGUCGCCUUCAUCCUCAGAACUCAGCCAUGGGGAUCAUAUCAUGGGAAAGCUCGGGAAUGAAACAUUAAAGGCGGAAUUGGGAAGAGCUGCGUGGAAAGUUCUUCAUACUACAAUGGCGAGGUUUCCGGACAAGCCAACUGCCGACGAGAGCGAAGCGUUAGGCCAGUAUCUUCACCUCUUCGCCAGACUCUAUCCUUGCGGCGAAUGCGCCGAGCACUUCCAAAAAGUCCUCAAGAAAUACCCUCCUCAGACAUCUUCCCGGUCAAGCGCUGCCGCAUGGGCUUGUUUCGUUCAUAAUAUAGUGAAUGAGAGGAAGGGAAAACCCAUCUUCGAUUGUGCCAAUAUUGGAGACUUCUACGAUUGCGGAUGUGCAGACGAGGAGAAGGAAGCGAUCUCUGUCGCUGGAGCCAAGAGUACCAGCAUAGUCCAAGGUACACCACCUCACCAUGAACCUGUGGAAAUAGAGAAAGAAGGACCGACACGAGGUGGUUGA